AUGUCGAAGCUAAGCCGAGCUACUCGUGCCCUCAGAAAGCCCGAACCCGGAGGCGUGAUCCGGACUAUUGUGCGGGCGGGUCAGGCCAUGCCUGGGCCCCCACUAGGCCCCAUCCUGGGUCAGCGAGGCGUUUCCAUCAACCAGUUCUGUAAGGAGUUUAACGAGAAGACAAAGGACAUCAAAGAUGGCAUCCCUCUGCCUACUAAGAUUUUUGUGAAGCCUGACAGGACGUUUGAAAUCAAGAUCGGACAGCCCACUGUUUCCUACUUCCUGAAGGCAGCUGCUGGGAUUGAGAAGGGGGCUCGGAACACAGGGAAAGAGGUGGCAGGCAUGGUGACCCUGAAGCACGUGUAUGAGAUUGCUCGAGUCAAAGCUCAGGAUGACGCCUUCGCCUUACAGGAUGUGGACUUGUCCUCUGUCGUCCGCUCCAUCAUUGGCUCUGCCCGCUCCCUGGGCAUCCAAGUGGUGAAGGACCUCAGUUCGGAGGAGCUGGCAGCUUUCCAGAAAGAGCGAGCAGUGUUCCUGGCUGCUCAGAAAGAGGCCGAUCUGGCAGCCCAGGCAGAAGCUGCCAAGAAAUGA
Chrysochloris asiatica (Cape golden mole) is the source of this 579-nucleotide messenger RNA. RefSeq names its product mitochondrial ribosomal protein L11 (gene MRPL11). The record is from RefSeq and is a predicted model, not a curated record. Gene Ontology annotation, biological process: translation. Gene Ontology annotation, cellular component: mitochondrial large ribosomal subunit; ribosome. Lineage: Eukaryota; Metazoa; Chordata; Mammalia; Afrosoricida; Chrysochloridae. The transcript has 5 exons. Bases 1 to 579 code for a protein of 192 amino acids. Gene Ontology annotation, molecular function: large ribosomal subunit rRNA binding; structural constituent of ribosome.